Messenger RNA from Monodelphis domestica (gray short-tailed opossum), 1833 nucleotides. RefSeq names its product natural killer cell granule protein 7 (gene NKG7). Gene Ontology annotation, cellular component: plasma membrane. Lineage: Eukaryota; Metazoa; Chordata; Mammalia; Didelphimorphia; Didelphidae. The record is from RefSeq and is a predicted model, not a curated record.
CUCUCUGUCUGUCUGUCUCUCUCUCUCUCUCUCUCUGUCUGUCUGUCUGUCUGUCUCUCUCUCUUUCUCUCUCUCUCUCUCUGUGUGUAUGUGCUGUGUGCUGUGAGUCUCUCAGAUCCUGGCUCUGAGUUUGCUUUGGGAACUGCCCCCCUUGCUCUGUUCUAACAAGAUCUCUUGCUUCCAAGACACUUUCCAAAGAAUCCCCUGGACUCUAUUCUCUAUGUAGGUGGGGAAGGUGGGGAAGAGAGAAGUAGGCUGAAGCAAUGUCCAAGCCAUACUGGAGGCCUGGCUUUCUAGGAAAGAAUAUGUUUGAACAAAAAUAGCAAAUAAUCAAGCAAAUGGUUCAAUCAAUGGAGUCCUUGGGAAAGAAACUGAACCUUUGUCCGGCACCCUUAAAUAUUUCAGGGCCAAAGCCCAGGAAAUCUCAGGUAUCCCAAUUAGGCAUCCUGUAAUUCCUUUGGCCAGAGGAGUACUAGUGUCAGAGUUCCCCAAGGAACUGUGUAUCUGCACCACAGGGCCUCAGGCCACAGCGACAAACCCUUUUUGGGACCCAAGUGUUCAUCUCUAGCCUCUCUUCACUUCAAGGCCAUAGAGUCUAGUCACACUAUUUCCCUCCUGAGUAAAGAACUUAAAGGGACUUAGUGAGUCACCUUUACCAAGCCUCUGCUCUUCAUAGCCACAUCAUCUCCUACCCACAUCCUGGCUACCCCACUGUUCUUUCUAUAACUUCCUCUACCAUCUCCAGGACACCACCUUCCUUUUCAGGGAAUAAGGAGAGGCUUCUCCCCUCAACACCCUAUAGAACCCUUCCUCCCUAGUGGGAUGGCAGCCUUACCUGCCUUUCUCCACUUCUAAUCCCCACCCAACCAGCACCCAGAAGAGGAAAGUAAAAUUAGGGUUUGAAGGAGGAGUGUCAAGAUCAUCUGUCAUUAAUCUAGUGUGAAAACCCCCCACCACUUCCCCUUCCGGGACCCAGAGCCCCCAAUCUCUUGCUUUUGUGGGCAGGGUUCAGUCCCCUCCUAGUCCCUAGAAAUCCAAGCAUUUAGCCUGCAGAUCUCUGUAACCUCUCAGGCCCUGGCUACUGGCACUCUAGUAGCUGACCCACCUCUGGCUCCCAGGAAUUCAGGUUGCCCCCUGAAAUCCCAGGAAAUUCUCUCACCUCACAAGAUUCGGGCUCCCUGUUCUCUGGCUUCCACUGCCUAAGGCCCCAGACAUCUGGCCUCCGAGUUACUGUCCUCUUCUGAGAAUAAGAGAUCCCUGGCCAAGGAUGCGACUCUGCUGUGUGUUCGCCCUGCUCUCCGGGAGUCUUGCUCUGGCCACCUUGCUGAUUGCACUGAGUACUGAUAACUGGUUUGUCGCUGUGGGGUCCCACCACCAGGCUCACUCUGGCCUCUGGCAUCCAGAUAUGGGUUCUGUAAAAGAUUUCAUCCGGGCCACCCAAGUCUUCACCAUCCUAGCUGCUCUGGCAGGUCUGCUAUCCAUCUCCUGUCUGAUCCUCUUCAUCACUCCAUUCCUCAGCCCCAGUAUCAGCCACCUGGCCUCUUUGCUUUUUUGCAUCACUGCCUUUGCUGCAGGGCUCUGCAGCAUGGUGGGAAUGGCUGUCUACACUGGAGAGCGAUGGAAAGAGUCUGAUCCUCAGAUUCAGACCUUCUUUGCCUGGUCUUUCUACAUGGGAUGGACUUCAGUAUUCCUCUUCCUUUGCACUGGACUCCUGAGCCUUAAGGUGUAUUGGGGUGCUCACCGUCCCAACUACGACUCUCUGUGAAUUUGAGAAAUCAGCAGAACACCUUCAGUGCCCUAUGUUUACUGAAUAAAUAAAAAAUUGUCCAUUUA